AGAUGUCAAAGUGACUCAGCAUUGCUGUCGUCGUGGUGCGAGGAGCUGGGUCGGCUGCUUCUGCUGCGGCACCAGAAGAAUCGACAGAACGAGCCCCAAAACAAAGUAUCCAUGCAGCCACCCAUGAACUCCAUGAAGCCCUCGCUCUCCCACGGUGAUGGGUCCUUUCCGUACGACUCUGUUCCAUGGCAGCAAAAUGCUAACCAGGCCCCGGGAUCACUGUCAGUGGUGACGACUGUAUGGGGGGUGACGAAUACCUCACAAAGUCAGGUAUUGGGCAACCCCAUGGCCAACACCAACAAUCCGAUGAACCCCGGAGGCAAUGGAAUCGGGUCUGGCAUGUCAGCCAACAACCCAGGGCUCAACUCGCCGCAGUUCCCCGGCCAACAGCAGCAGUUCUCAGCCAAAGGUGGCUCCAACCAGGCCUACAUGCAGCAGGGCAUGUACGGACGAGGGGGGCAUCCCGGAGCCGGAGGAUUCAGCGGGAGUUACCCGGGUGGUCCGAAUGCACCGGGUGGGUUGGGCAUGCCCCCUCACACUCGCCCUACGUCCGAUUUCACCCAGCCUGCUGCUGCUGCCGCCGCUGCUGCCGUUGCCGCCGCCGCUGCCACGGCAACGGCUACUGCCACAGCAACUGUGGCCGCCUUGCAGGAGACCAACAAGGACAUGAACCAGUAUGGACAGAUGUGCUCAUCAUUUCAGAUGGGCCCCACACAGGGCUACGGCAACCAGUUUGUGAAUCAACCAGGACCCCGGGGGCCGCCGGGCAUAGCGGGAGGCAUGAACUCAGCCGGCAUGGGCCCUGGAAUGAACAGCUCCAGUAUGAGCGGCCCUCAUAUGGGCAUGAAUCAGCCACGGGCACCAGGAAUAGGGCCGUUUGGGGGGCAUGGUCAGAGAAUGCCACAGCAAGGAUACCCAGGACCCAGACCUCAGUCCAUGCCAAUGCAGGGCACCAAAAGGCCCUAUCCUGGAGAGCCUAACUAUGGUGGCCAGCAGUUUGGACCUAAUGGCCAGUUUCCCAACCAGCAAGGACAGUAUCCGAACCCCAGUGCUUCCAGACCACUGCCUUCCCCAAACUACCCCGGUCAGAGGAUGCCAGGCCAGCAGGGUACAGGCCAGUAUCCACCUUCAGGAGUGCCCAUAAAUCAAUAUUACAAGCAGGAGCCGUUUAACGGCCAGAAUAAUAAUUUCUCUGGAGGGAGUUACAGCUACAAUCAGGGCAGUGGGCCUCCUCGACAAGUUGUAAACUAUCCUCACUCACCUGUUCCUGGGAAUCCCACACCGCCCAUGACUCCAGGAAGCAGUAUCCCUCCAUACCUGUCCCCCAACCAGGACGUUAAGCCUCCGUUUCCUCCUGAUAUGAAACCGAACAUGACGCCUCUGCCACCACCUCCGACUAACCCUAAUGAGGAGCUGCGGCUGACGUUUCCUGUACGUGACGGCGUGGUGCUCGAGCCUUUCAGACUGGAGCACAAUCUGGCUGUCAGCAAUCACGUCUUCCACCUACGGCCCUCUGUUCACCAGACGCUCAUGUGGAGGUCUGAUUUAGAGCUGCAGUUUAAGUGCUAUCACCAUGAGGACCGGCAGAUGAACACUAACUGGCCAGCAUCGGUACAGGUCAGCGUCAACGCGACUCCACUCACCAUCGAGAGAGGAGACAACAAGACUUCCCACAAACCCUUGCACCUGAAGCAUGUGUGCCAACCAGGCAGAAAUACAAUCCAGAUUACGGUCACGGCAUGCUGCUGUUCCCACUUGUUCGUGCUGCAGCUGGUACACCGGCCGUCGGUGAGAUCCGUCCUGCAAGGCCUGCUAAAGAAAAGGCUUCUGCCUGCAGAACACUGCAUUACUAAAAUAAAGAGGAACUUCAACAGUGUAGCAGCGUCCUCGGGGAACGCCACACUGAACGGAGAGGAUGGUGUAGAGCAGACUGCCAUUAAAGUGUCUCUCAAGUGUCCAGUAACGUUCCGGCGGAUACAGCUUCCUGCCCGGGGACAUGACUGCAAGCAUGUACAGUGUUUUGACUUGGAAUCGUACCUGCAGCUGAACUGUGAAAGGGGAACAUGGAGGUGUCCUGUAUGCAGUAAAACUGCAUUACUGGAGGGUCUGGAAGUGGACCAGUACAUGUGGGGAAUUCUCAAUACCAUCCAAAAUUUGGAGUUUGAGGAGGUCACUAUUGACCCGACAUGUAGUUGGCGGCCGGUACCUAUAAAGUCUGACCCACACAUAAAGGAAGAUCCAGACGGACCUCUGGCCAAGCGCUUUAAGACAAUGAGUCCCAGUCAAAUGAUCAUGCCUAAUGUGAUAGAUAUGAUCGCUCAGCUGGGGCCAGGACCCUCGCCCUACACCUCCCUUCCACCUCAGCAUGGAGGGAACAACACAGAGUACCCAAGCCAAGGCAACAGUUACCAGGCUCAUGGAAAUUUCGACUUUCCUCACGGUAACUCUGGUGGAGGAGCUCCAAUGAAUGACUUCAUGCACGGGCCGCAGCUCUCCCACCCUCCGGACGUACCCAAUAGCCUAAUGGGUCCAGAUAAACCCCUCAGUCACGGCAUGCCGGACUCGAUGCCUCAUCCUGUAAGCGGUGAGCAGCCUCAUGCUUCCAUGCCACCUGGUAUGCAUGUAUCACCGCACCCCAACAGCCAAUCGGGUCAGCCGUUACAUCACAGUGGCCCUCCAUCUGGUCCGCCCCCACGCCAAGGCCCACCACCUCAACAGCAGCCUGGCCCUAACAGCCACACACACCACGACAUGACUUUUAAUCCCGGUCCUGAUGGUCAAGUGGGUGGCCAGGGAGGAGCAGAUAUGCCAGAGCCAUCACUGGAUCUGCUGCCUGAGCUGGCCAACCCAGACGAAUUACUGUCCUAUCUGGAUCCUCCUGACCUUCCGAGCAACAGCAACGACGACCUGCUCUCUCUCUUUGAAAACAACUGACUUCCUAAAUCCACAUUUACCAGAGGCACUGACACGUUUGGCUGUCAGGAACUGAGAAAUCCUGAGCACCAAAUGAGUACUUUACAACCGCAAAACACUCGCCCCUCGUCUCCUUCUGCCCCGACUCCUGUAAAUACCUCCCUAUUUUACAGACCUCCUUUUCCACACAUGUAGCCAUGUUGGUUGGCACUAAAGUGAUAUCUUUCAAUACUAAAAAGAAAAAAAAACUGUGCAGCUAUAAUCAGUCUAUAUAAAUAUAUGUCACACAGAACUGAACGUGUGCUCACUAGGAAAGUGUUGUAGCAUUU
This is a messenger RNA of Trichomycterus rosablanca, 3242 nucleotides long. It is a transcript of the gene zmiz1a, whose product is annotated as zinc finger, MIZ-type containing 1a. The transcript is spliced from 19 exons. The record is from RefSeq and is a predicted model, not a curated record. Bases 112 to 2934 code for a protein of 940 amino acids. Gene Ontology annotation, biological process: protein sumoylation; regulation of transcription by RNA polymerase II. Lineage: Eukaryota; Metazoa; Chordata; Actinopteri; Siluriformes; Trichomycteridae. Gene Ontology annotation, molecular function: SUMO ligase activity; zinc ion binding. Gene Ontology annotation, cellular component: chromatin.